This is a messenger RNA of Protopolystoma xenopodis, 342 nucleotides long. The record is from the annotation of a GenBank genome assembly. Lineage: Eukaryota; Metazoa; Platyhelminthes; Monogenea; Polystomatidea; Polystomatidae.
AUGUGCACAGUCUCGACGACCCCAUUCCUCCUCACAUCCGAUGCCUCGUCCUCUUUCUACGCUGCCCCACUUUGCCGAAUCGUCGCGAAAGAGGCGCUGACGUUGCGACGAUGUGGCAGGAUUGACUUACGAGUCCCUUGGCUGAUCCGUCCAAAUCGGUGCAAUCUGUCUGGCCAAGUUGUAGACCUCCAAGUUGUACAGUCUCUAAAUUGUCAAUACAGCACAACACAACACAACACAAAAGUGCCACACGAGACUGCAGCCAAACCGAUCCAUCAGACCAUCUCAGUCGUCGUCUCGAAGAUCGUCAGAAAUAGGCAAAAGCCGGGUUAUACAACUUAA